AUGUCUUGGUUAAGAGACACAGGUGCAUUUAUUGUUAAAGAACGUUAUCCAGAAACUGGUUAUCCAUUUAUUAUUCGUCAUUUACUAUCUGAUGAUGCACUUGAUUAUUAUCCAGCUCAUGAAGACAUGAUCUUCAAUUUUUAUGAUCUUCGUAAACUAUUAUUACAUAAACAAAAUGUCUUAGCACCUGUACGUACCUUGCCAACCCUUGAUUCCAUCGCCACUUUAUCUUUAACUACUGCACCUCCUGUUCUCACGUCUACUCAACUUCCUACUUCCACCACUGAUAAAACAAUAGCUAUGACCACUUAUACGUUCGCUCAAUCGCUAGAAGAUUUAACACAAAAUGAUAUUAGAAAAACUAUUAUCGAAGGUUUACAACGAAACACUGCAAAGUUUACCGGCGAACAUCGGCAAGAUGUUAUCAAAUGGUUGAAAACUCUCGAGUUUAAAUUCGAUACAGCAGACAUUCCAACUGCUAAGAAGUUUUAUUUAAUUCCACAGUUAAUCGAUAAAGAAGCACUUGAUUGGUUUCAAGAAAAUAAAACAAACUUCACAAUAACGGGUACACCAGUGCGUCCCGAUACAACUCAUCGUCCUUCGCCAGAGCAUCAUCACUCACGUUUAUUGGUUACAAAUUCAUCUGAUACUCCGGCACAUAUAUCGGAAUUUUUCUGUUUUGGUUAUCUACUUAGCAACCCGGUCGGAUCACAGAAUUUCUUUAAUCAAAUCGCGUUGCUAUGUCGUCGUUACAACGAGAAGAAAAAUCAACAGACCUUCAACCGUACCGUCACACAUUCUCAGCUACCACAACGGCUUUUUAAUGAUUCAAAGCGUCUUUAUCGACCGACCCCUUCGAUUCACCAUGUUACGCUCAAUACUCUUCCUCAUUUUUCUUCUUCUCAAUUUCAACAAACUCGCGAUCUAUUAGUGAACCAUCUACUUGAUCGUGAUAAUAAAGAUCGACUUUUGGCACUCCUUGCUCAAUUUUCACAACUUUUCGACAAUUCUCGUCACAACAUAUCUAACAUUGUUGUCGAAAAUGUUUUUAAUACUGUUCCGCAUUCUCCACCAUCUUUCCGACCUCAUCGAAAUCGACAUCAUCGUGAAGAAACACAACGUCUUAUUGAAGAAUUUCUCGAAGCUGCUAUGAUCCAAGAGUCGAACUUGCCUUAUGCAGCACCCGCGUUUAUCGUUCCUCGAAAAUACAAUCGUCCGAGUCGACUCGUUGUGGAUUAUAGGGCGUUAAACAAAAUUACUAUUCCUGAUGUUAGUCCUUUACCUCACAUGGAAGAUUUAUUACAAGAACUUGGCAAGGGAUACAAGUAUUUUAGUCGCCUUGAUCUGAAAUCCGGUUACCAUCAGUUUCGUAUACCAACAGCUGAUCGGCCAAAGACAGCAUUCGUCGUUUCUCAAGGUCAUUAUGAAUUUCGUGUACUUUCCAUGGGACCACAAAAUGCACCUGCGGCGUUCCAAAAGACUAUGUACGCGGUGAUGAAAUCCUGUCGAGAAUUCUGUCAUGUCUUCCUCGAUGAUAUCAUCAUUUGCUCCAAAUCAUUCGAUGAGUAUAUCAACCACUUAAAAUUAGCCUUUGAAGCUCUUGCCAAAGAAAAACUUGUUCUCAAUGCUUCGAAAUGCUAA
Molecule: messenger RNA, 1641 nt
Organism: Rotaria socialis
Lineage: Eukaryota; Metazoa; Rotifera; Eurotatoria; Philodinida; Philodinidae
Source: the annotation of a GenBank genome assembly